Molecule: messenger RNA, 1032 nt
Organism: Nezara viridula (southern green stink bug)
Lineage: Eukaryota; Metazoa; Arthropoda; Insecta; Hemiptera; Pentatomidae
Source: the annotation of a GenBank genome assembly
ACGUUGGCUAUUGUCUAGGUUAAGGAAAAGCGUUCUUUGGACUCCAAAGUUUGGAGAGAUUCGUAAUCCUCACAUUUCAUAACAAUAUGUUAUAGUGUUUCACGAUCCAUACAUGUUUCACACUGUGCUGAAUUUACGAUGGAAAACACGUCAAUCAGAAGUGGGGAAAAUGCGGAAAGAGAGAAUUGAACGAUUGUUCCUGAAGGACGUGAAAAGUUGGCGGAGCAGUGGGGGCCGGCCCGGGGCCAGUCCUGCCAACGAUCCGUCUCCGACAGAGGAGAUGCUAAGUAUUGUCCUGGAGGUGAUGCAAGCCACGACAUCAGGUGGGAGGGAGCUAUAUAUGCUAGGGAUGUGUGCCCGCCGCUGCAGUGAACCAACCCCGAUCUUCGGUAUACCUCAACGCUCAUUGGCUUAUCCAAUUUACAAACCAGUCGUGAAACUAGUCUUUAUUAUGUUACGUGAAGGAGUUCUGUUAACUACUUGCCUUGUUUUUGCAUAUGUUUGUACAAAGCCUACAGUUCACCAUAGGGCAAAAAGGUGGGAAGACUUUCCUAACCUAACCUUCACAUUUGACUGCACUGAUAGGGCGGUUGGCUUUUACGCGGACACAGAACAUCACUGUCAGAUAUUCCACAUGUGCGAUGAAGAUGGGAGGAGGAUACCCUACAUAUGCGCCAACGACACCAGUUUCAACCAGCAGUACAGGGUGUGCGAUUGGGACUACAAUGUUAACUGUGGGGAUGCACAGAGUUGGUACUAUCUCAAUGAGCUAACUUACGUCACGGAUCCACCGAAAGAAAGUACGCUGUCACCAUGAAUGGCUGCUCAUGGAUCGCAAGGCUGAGCCGAUCGAAUCUCUGGUUCAUUUUUUCAUCGGUUGAGUGUGUGUUUACGGGUUAAUGUAAUACCUGCGAUAAUUACGAAAUGUAAUACGUACAACAAUGGUGCCCUUUUUCUGCUAAGUUAAACUAUUGCCAUAUUUUUAUACAUUUUUAUAUUUAAAUAAACUUUUUUGUAAUAAAUUUAUGAUGC